Helicoverpa zea (corn earworm) is the source of this 853-nucleotide messenger RNA. RefSeq names its product 60S ribosomal protein L13 (gene RpL13). Gene Ontology annotation, molecular function: RNA binding; structural constituent of ribosome. Gene Ontology annotation, biological process: translation. Gene Ontology annotation, cellular component: cytosolic large ribosomal subunit; ribosome. The record is from RefSeq and is a predicted model, not a curated record. The coding region runs from base 160 to 825 and encodes 221 amino acids. Lineage: Eukaryota; Metazoa; Arthropoda; Insecta; Lepidoptera; Noctuidae. The transcript is spliced from 5 exons.
AGUGCCAUUACUAAUCACAUAAACGGACUUUUCUAAAACUAUAGACUGUCUUGUCUGUGGUAUGCCUUUGACAGAUUUUAAGUGUCAAAAUAUAACCACAGACUAAAUUCUUUUUAACAUUUUCCUUCUCGACACCGGUGAAGUGCACUUGUACUAAACAUGGGGAAGGGUAAUAAUAUGAUACCCAAUGGCCAUUUCCAUAAGGAUUGGCAACGAUUUGUUAAGACUUGGUUUAAUCAACCUGCAAGACGUCACCGCAGAAAACAGAACAGGAUCAAGAAAGCCAAGGCUAUUGCUCCUCGUCCUGCUGCCGGACCGCUAAGACCUGUCGUUCGUUGCCCUACCAUUCGGUACCACACGAAGGUUCGUGCUGGUCGUGGUUUUACUCUGCGGGAAAUCAGGGCUGCUGGUUUAAACCCUGCUUUCGCCAGAACCAUUGGUGUUGCAGUUGAUCCACGCAGGCGCAAUAAGUCUGUUGAGUCUUUACAAGUUAAUGUUCAGAGGCUCAAAGAAUACCGUGCGCGACUGAUUUUGUUCCCGAAGGGCAAGAAGGUAUUGAAGGGUGAAGCAAAUGAAGAAGAACGCAAAUUGGCCACUCAGCUCCGUGGACCAUUAAUGCCUGUACAACAGCCAGCUCCUAAGUCUAUUGCUCGUGCUAUCACAGAGGAAGAAAAAGACUUCAAAGCAUACCAGUAUCUUAGAGGAGCUCGUUCAAUUGCCAAGCUGGUCGGCAUUCGCGCCAAGCGUUUGAAGGACGCUGCCGAAAAUCCUGAUGACGUCACUAAAGCUCCUACUGCUGUAAAAGAAACUAAGCCUAAGAAGUGAUGUAAUCAAUAAAUGUAUAAGUAAAUGA